GAAAGUUGACCACAACUCAUGCAUUUGAGAACAUGCAUCAAUUUAACUGCAUUAUUCUUGAAAAUUAGGAAUGGAAGUUCCACUUUUAAACAAGAAGCAUUGCCACUGAUGCUUUAAUCAAAUGCACUAGGUCACCCCCAUGAACAGUUCCUAUUGUUAUUUAUCCAUCAUGACAUCCAUCAAAAGUUUUUGCUUCUUUUUUUUCAUUAAUAUAUGUUUUCCUAUUUUCUUUUACAUCUUGUAUGAUCCAUUUAAUUUAAUUUAAUUUUUUUUCAAGUACAAGUGAUCCUGCAAAUAGUGUCCAAGAAGGUUAUGUGUUUCCGUUGGUGCUGGGUGAAAUGAAGGGUGCAUGUUUACCACUGCCGAGUGCAGUUAUAUUGCCUUCUCCCAUCUUGCUAUGGAGGUUUAAGGUUAUAUUGUUUUUGCUGUGGGGCUUUAUUUGUUGCAAGAUUGGAUGGGAUUCAGUCAUGAGAAUGGGUGCAGACUUACAGGAUUUGUUCUUAUAUGAGGCCUUCCCCUUCUUCUUGUGACAAUGAUGGUUUAGCACUGGGGAGUGAGCUUAUGGGUUUUCUCACAGGGCAGUGUUAAUUAUGCAAAAAUUUUUGAUCUUGAUCAAAAUCAUCUUACUCACAAAGAUAUAUGGAAGCGUAGCAUUUGGAUGACCAUUAUUAUCCCAACUAGCAUGACAGCAUAUCUUUAUCUCUAUUCCCAUGGAGAAGUAUCAUUGGCUGCAUCACAACCAGUGUAGCAUCUGUCCUGCCCAUUAUACAAUUUUGUUGCAUUAUUUUUGCAACUGUUAAACUUUAUUGUACUCGUUCCACUUUAUUGUAUCAUUGGCUAAGGUAUGAAGCUGCAUCAUUUUUUGGUCCUUUGUUUUUGGUAUAUUUAAUUGAAAAGCUAUAGCUAGGGACAUAUUUAGGAAUGGUGUUGUGAAUCUGCACGGUCCUGGAGAAGCUCUAUUUUCCUGCAUUUUAGAUUCAGAUAGAUUGUAUGGCAUGGAAAGUACCAGCUUUCCUACUCUUUCAAACUUUUCUAUCCUAGGCUAAAGCUACGAUAUUGGAAUCAUUCAGUUCUGUGAAAGGAGCUUCAUUUUAUAAUGCACUUAUAAUUGUCAAUUGAGUGCAGGUAUUUUCAGAUUUGGAACGUUCAGUUUGCCGUAUGGUUCACCGCCAGAUCUUAAAAGGACGAAAAGGGGAAGAAGACGAAGACGAUAGAAACUGUCAAGUGUGCCUCCACCUCAGCAUCCAUCUCAACAACAAAAAGGCCACGUCAGACACAGAGGAAGGGCUUAUGAACGAACUGUUAAAUGUUAACGGAAGCCUUAACAGAGGGGCUGAUUUGCCACUGCAGGGGAGUUGAGGGGGUGAUUUGCGCAUGAAGUGAGUUGAGGGGGUGAUUUGCCACCAGUUGUUGAGUUGAGGGGGUGAUCUGCACCUUUUGCCCAAUAUCAGAUCCCUAAAACGGAAACUGAUUUCAUCUGGUGACUUAAGAACUUUUUCCCUUUAUAGUUUUAAGAUGGAUUUAAAGGGUUUUUUCAAAAGAAUAUCCUAAAAUCGAAUCUGCUCCCCUCCUCCAGUCCCCAUCUCUUCCUUUGAGAUCGUGAAUGGAAAAUCCAGAACUUGUCCCUGAUUUUCAAGGCAAAAACACAAGAUUUCUUUAAGCAAAAAAAGAAAAAGGGAAACCAAUCAAAAUUCAGAGAACUUGACCCCUCUCUGAUCUUUCCCAUCAUCUUUAAUUCUUGAUUGCCUCUGUAAUGUUGGGUAGGAUUGUGAAAGUGAGGUGAAGAAGGAACCCAUGCUAUGGGUAAAGGGGAAGAGAGAAGGAGAUGAGAGAGAAACGUUAAUUGCUGUUUGUAUUCGUUUUUUGGUUUUAUGGAGCGAGUGUUGAAGGGCGAUUGCCCCUAGCAUUGCUCUUUUGGCUAAAUUCAUACUUCAAUUCUUUCCAUCGCAGCUGAUUUUUGAAAGCUUUGAAUGGAUCGCCUCUAGUUCCAGGCAGGUAAAGCUUUCCCGUUCGCUGAAUUUUUUGUUUCCAAUUUUAGGGAUUCAAUGCACUUUACCUAUUCUAUUAAUUUCUUGUUCCUGCUGUAUCACUGGAAUCCCUGAACUGUAAUCCUUACAUCAAUCCGAUGACAGGUGAUUUUCUGAAGCUUUGAAUCGAUUUUCCUAUUUUCUGAAUGUUGUAUUUGUGUUCUUGUUCCGAUCCUGAUGAUUCGAUUCGUUCUGCAUGUUCGUGUUUGGUUUUGAAAUUCGUUUCUAAGAUUUCUAGCAUUUUGUAGAAUUCACACCUUAAAUUUUAACCAUAAGAAUAUAUAGAAUCUUGUAAAUGCUUUCGAUUUCUAUGGUUCCAUGGGGUUUUACU
This is a messenger RNA of Rubroshorea leprosula, 2358 nucleotides long. NCBI's taxonomy places the organism in Eukaryota, Viridiplantae, Streptophyta, Magnoliopsida, Malvales, Dipterocarpaceae. The record is from the annotation of a GenBank genome assembly.